Molecule: messenger RNA, 408 nt
Organism: Dentiscutata erythropus
Lineage: Eukaryota; Fungi; Glomeromycota; Glomeromycetes; Diversisporales; Gigasporaceae
Source: the annotation of a GenBank genome assembly
AUGGAAGCCAACUUUUACAGUAAUUCAUUCUGUUUUCAAUAUCCUUGUGAAUAUGGUGAAGAGUGUUCUGGUUACUUUUCAGAGACAGAUAAUGAAUUCUCGUAUGAAGAUACAGAGAUAUUUAAACCAGAAGAACUAAUUAAUGAUGAGAAUUUAAUCCAAUAUGAUGAUAAUGACAAUGACAAUAAAAAAUUAAUAUUAAAUACAGAAAAUGAGUUUAAUACAUGGGAUCUAGCUGAAAAAUACUUUGAUGACUAUACAAAACAAGAAGGCUUUACUAUAAGUAAAAGAAAACAUAUAGUAGAUCCAAAGGAUAAUACUAUUAUAAGAUGUCGAACAUAUGAAUGUUCUUAUACUGGUACAUACGAACCUCAGAAGACAAUUCUAGAAGAGGACAGAAGGGAAUGA